This is a messenger RNA of Caenorhabditis auriculariae, 2341 nucleotides long. The record is from the annotation of a GenBank genome assembly. Lineage: Eukaryota; Metazoa; Nematoda; Chromadorea; Rhabditida; Rhabditidae.
AUGCCCUCUUCAGUCGUUGGAUGGAGCUUCCUGGCGGUGCUGGUUGGCGCCUCGGCGGUGCCGAUCCGCGACACAGCCGCCAAUAUUGACGUCAUCAUCCAGUGCUAUCGCCAUUUUCAAGAAUUGUUCGUUUUUUGUCGAUAUGUCUGUUUGAAAAAGUUUAUUUGGACCUUACAUAAACUAUUUCAAUUCUUGAAAAAAAAAGAUAAAAAUUGAUAUAAAAGAGCUCGAUCUGGGAGAGUUCAAGCUAUUCUCAAUUUUUGAACGUAAACUAUAAAGAAAAUCAUUGAUUAUAUUUUUUCCAGAGGCAAAAAAGUCUACGCCGGGUACAUUGGCAGCAGUAUGAUCCUCUACGACGAGGAUGGUCAGUUUUUUUUUUCGAAUUUUCUUCUUUUCUGCAUCCCAAAAGCAUUCCGGAAGCUCAAAUUACUCACUAAUUCCUCUACAAUUUCUAAGUGUUUUUGUCGGGGUAUCCAAUUACGUAAACCUGAAAUGAGUAUAUGAUUCAAAAUUUUCUUUUUAUUGUUCUUUUUUCUCGGCUUAAAACAUCGGGGUGCAGAAUCAUCGCGUAGAUGUAUUUUUGUGUAGAAAUUAUCCUCUUAAUUAUACUAAUAAACAUGACAAGCAAAGGUUUUUCUGGAAAUUUAUUGACUUUUUUAACGGGAAACGUAAGAAAAGAUCAGAAAUUCGCAAAUAGCUAAAAAAAAAUACUUGGCGCUUGAGCUGACGCCCCUCAAGGGAUCGCUAGAAAUGCGAACGCCUCUCAAGGGAUCACUAGAAAUGCUAACGCCCCUUAAGGGGUCACUAGAAAUACUAAAGCCCCUUAAGGGUUCACUGGAAAUGUUAACGCUCCUCAAGGGAUCACUAGAAAUGCUAACGCCCCUUAAGGGAUCACUAGAAUUCUCUAAACGUCCGGUUUGCUUCACAGAGUCCUGAGAACUCAUUUUCUUCAAGAAAGUUGACAGUCUUUGAUAAUUUUCGUUUGAAAAUUAGCUUUCAAGCUCAAUGAGCUGAUAGCGAUUCACACAAAUUAUCGAUUGAUCGAUUGAUAGUUAAUCUACAGGAAGCGAGGUGAGCUGCAACAAGUGGGAGCAGCAGAAGCUGCGGAGCAAGUACAACCGCCGAUGUAUCUUCUCGCCGAUCCACUGCAUGUUCAGUCGGCGUCUGAAGGCGGCCAUCCAGAGGGCCACCGACGCCAGCGAACUCGACGCCGUCAAGCUGCCCUUCCUCUACGUCCAUCAUCGUCAGAAUCGGCCAACCGAUAAAGAAUAACUGGUUUUUCUUUUUUUCUCUGCUCUAACCUCCAUUCUUCAUAACUUGAAACAGUAUCUGCUCUCUCGACUCUCGUGCUAUUUCCAUGGCUUUAAGAGAAAAGAGACGCAGACAGGUCAGACUGUAAAUGAGCUGUACGUAUCUAUAUAUUCCGUUGUACAGGUAUUGUGGGAAAGUGCGAAGGCUCGUACGAAAUGCGCUUCGAAACCCUUUUUGACCCUAGGCCUAUGCGCCUUUGAAAAUUGGGAGUUUUGAAGGUACUGUUGUAAAAAAUUCCAAAUUUUUCAUUUUAUCCAUGGAGCGCAAAGUGCAAUAAUUACGCGGCUGUUUUCCCCAACUUUUCUGAAAAUUUUGGAGCGAAGAAGGGACAGGGAAGAUAAGAUUAAAAAACUCUCACACCUUCCUAACACUAUUCCACCUCACCAUAUUUCUCAACUUUCGAUGUAAAUUUUGAACGAUGCCAAAGACUAAACUUGAUCUCAAUAUUUUGAUGAAUUUUGUCGUUUAUUCGCAUUUUAUCUAUUUUUUGUGAUGUAAAUGUGCCUUCAAGGUUUCCUCUACAGUGAAGAAAUGAAUGUUGAUAAAAAAAAGGACAGUGAAAAAAAAUCAAGCCCCUUUUUUGUUGUUUUUGCCGCUUCAAAUUUCAAAAUUUUCAAUUUCUUGAAAUAUGAGAACACUUAAAAGUUUUGGGCCUUGGAGAAGUGGUCGCAAUAAAAGUGCACCCGACCUCAAAACGACUUGCGCGUCAGCGACCAAAAUCACGAAAUUGAAGAAAUCGAAAUAUUCGCCUGCUAUUUUUCCUUCGAAAAGCCCUACACAAUAUCGUGAAAGGCCCUGGGAGCCGCAGGAACAAAGAAAAAACAAGAAAAGACAGACACUCGACGGCGUUCGAGCACGGCUUAAACGAUUAGUAGGACGACAUUCGCUUCUCUUUUACGCGUUUCGCGACGAUACUCUCAGCUACCGUAAUCCAUUGUGCGACAAGUGGCGUAUUGUCAUGGCGGACAACCUGAUUGUGCUGCGCAAUGUGUGCGUUGCGUGCAACCGCCGCUUCCAGCCACCCACUUGA